ACAGGUGUAAAACAAAUAAAAAUUAGAACUGAUAUUGUUUUUUUACUGAAAGUCAGUGAAGUAGAGUUAAUGACGCUGAUUCAAUAUCACUGCAAGCAAACUUGCAUCAUUUAGGUUACGUAUCUCAUUUUCCAUUUUUAGAGAUCAGUGGAUUCAUUCAUUCAACAAAUAACUUACUGAGUGGCUGCUGUGUUUUUGUGGUAGGCAUUGUCUUUGAAGGGUUAUGGUCUUUCUAGAGUGGAGGUUGAACAUCAAGCAUAUUGAUAGUUAAAGUAUUUCACCUUGCAGACCUCUGGGGAGAGAUUGCUUUGGAUUUAGAAGUUGUGCUCAUCUCAGGCAAACAAAAGCAGGAGUUGAUGGCACAUGACAAAAAGUUUUUUUCUUCACGGAAGCUAGCAAAAGGAGACAGAAAGGGGAAUACAAGCUCAUGGAAUGCUGUGUAAAUGCCCUGGUGACAUCAUUUAAAGAGACUAUCUUAGCGGAGUGCCAAGGCAUGAUCAAACGAAAUGAAACUGAAAAGUUACAUUUAAUGUUUUCGUUGAUGGACAAAGUUCCUAAUGGAAUAGAGCCAAUGUUGAAAGACUUGGAGGAACAUAUCAUUAGUGCUGGCCUGGCAGAUAUGGUAGCAGCUGCUGAAACUAUCACUACUGACUCUGAAAAAUAUGUUGAGCAGUUACUUACUCUAUUUAAUAGAUUUAGUAAACUCGUCAAAGAAGCUUUUCAAGAUGAUCCACGAUUUCUUACUGCAAGAGAUAAGGCAUAUAAAGCAGUUGUUAAUGAUGCUACUAUUUUUAAACUUGAAUUACCUUUGAAGCAGAAAGGGUAAGCUUUUUAUAACCAUAUUUUAAAAUACUUAAAAUUUUCAAAAUGUUUUAUGUGCUAGGUGUGCAGGGUUCCCUGUUACUCUUUUAGUCUU
This is a messenger RNA of Ochotona curzoniae (black-lipped pika), 916 nucleotides long. RefSeq names its product cullin-5-like. NCBI's taxonomy places the organism in Eukaryota, Metazoa, Chordata, Mammalia, Lagomorpha, Ochotonidae. Gene Ontology annotation, cellular component: SCF ubiquitin ligase complex; Cul5-RING ubiquitin ligase complex. Gene Ontology annotation, biological process: SCF-dependent proteasomal ubiquitin-dependent protein catabolic process; protein ubiquitination. Gene Ontology annotation, molecular function: ubiquitin protein ligase binding. The transcript has 5 exons. The coding region runs from base 428 to 826 and encodes 132 amino acids. The record is from RefSeq and is a predicted model, not a curated record.